GUUUUAUUUUCAGCUGUGUAUCCCAGUUAUUGUGGUAAUGUGGUUGCAUCCUUUGAAUGAAUACAAAUGUGCGGUAUGCGCUUUGAGCGAAGUUCAUUCCGAGCAUGCGCAGUUCCCGACAGGCAUUUAAAAGUAAGACCGAGAGUCUUUCAACUUUGUCAAAACUUUCUUUUCAUUCGUGGCAAUUGAAUACUGUUUCCUCCAUGCAAUUAUGCUGUUCUCUUUCAUUACUGCCGCAGCCGCUGGACUUGCUGCCGUUUUGACCGUACAGAAGCUUUUUUAUCCAUACUUUUGGGAUGAUUUGAUUUAUUACAUGAAGCUUCAAAGAGUCAAACGAAUGAUGAAGUUAAGGAUGAGACACGGAGUCAUAACUUUACUGGACUGCUUUGUACAACAGGCAAAGAAGAUUCCUAACAAGCCCUUCAUAAUCCAUGAAAGCGAUGUUUACACCUACCAAGAUAUGGACAAAAGGAGCAAUAAGGUGGCUCAGGUAUUUCUUCAGCAGGGUUCUUUGAAGAAAGGGGACAUCGUGGCUCUGCUGAUGAGCAAUGAACCAGAUUUUAUUUCUGUCUGGUUCGGACUCAGUAAACUAGGCUGUGAAGUGGCGCUUCUCAACUUUAACAUCAAAUCCAAGUCUCUGCUACAUUGUUUCAACAGCUGCGGGGCUACAGCCCUCGUCGUGGGUGCAGAUUUGAUCAGUUCACUAGAAGAUGUACUGCUAACACUGCAGAAUAAUGGGAUCAACAUUUGGUUGAUGGAAAAAAGCUCUACUUUCCAAGGAGUUAAUACAAUUCUUGACAAGCUAGAACAUGCAUCAGAUGAUCCAGUACCAUUGGAUGUUAGCUCUCAAACCAACAUUAUGUCAACCUUCCUUUAUAUCUUUACUUCUGGAACUACAGGUCUUCCGAAAGCAGCUCGUAUAAGCCAUCUCAAAGCUGUGAUGUGCUUAUGUUUCUUCCAGAUGUGUGGAGCUACUUCUGAUGACAUUAUCUAUGUCACUCUUCCUCUUUAUCAUAUGUCGGCUUCCCUGUUAGGAAUUGGGGGGUGCAUUGAACUAGGCGCCGCAUGUGUCUUAAAGAAGAAAUUCUCAGCAAGUCAAUUCUGGAAUGACUGUCGCAAGCAUAACGUCACAGUUUUCCAGUAUAUUGGGGAACUUUGCCGGUAUCUGGUGAAUCAGCCAAAGGUUGCAGGGGAAAUGGAUCACAAGGUGCGCAUUGCUGCAGGAAGUGGCUUAAGGCCGGAUGUUUGGAAGGAUUUUCAUGAUCGCUUUGGAAAAAUUAAAGUUGUUGAGUCUUAUGGUUUAACAGAAGCAAGCAUCGGUUUCAUGAACUACACUGACAAAACUGGUCCAAUUGGGCGUGCAGGUUUCUUCAACAAGUGCAUUUCCCCCUUUGAUUUUGUGAAGUAUGAUCUUCAAAAGGCAGAACCAGUCAGAUCUGAUCAGGGAUACUGUGUGAAAAUCAAAAAAGGUGAAACUGGUCUAUUGAUAGUCCCUGUAACUUCGAUGAACCCGUUCCUAGGAUAUGCUGGAAAUAAGGAGCUGUCUGAGAAGAAGCUAAUGAGGAAUGUCUUUGAGAAGGGAGAUGUGUUUUUUAACACUGGUGACUUCAUGAUGCAAGAUCAUGACGACUUUGUGUACUUCCGGGACAGAACAGGGGAUACGUUUAGAUGGAAAGGGGAAAAUGUUGCAACAACAGAAGUGGCUGAUAUUCUUGGUGACCUGGAAUUUCUUCAGGAAGUGAAUGUAUAUGGAGUUUCUGUACCGGGACAUGAAGGAAAGGCGGGGAUGGUAGCUGUUGUUCUCAAACCAGAACACAAACUGGAUGGAAGGCGGCUUUACAGUCAUCUAGCAGAACAUUUGCCUGCAUAUUCCUGGCCUCGAUUUGUAAGAGUCCAGGCCUCCCUGGAUGUGACUGAAACCUUUAAGCAGCAAAAAGGGAGAUUGGUGGAGGAGGGCUUCAGUCCUUCAGCUGUCAGCGAGGCUCUGUACUUCUUGGAUGAGUCUGAAAAAACCUACGUCCCCCUCACCAAAAAUCUCUUUGAUGACAUUGUGUCUGGCCAAAUAAGACUGUGAGGCAUUCUUACAAGUUGACUUAUAUAUAUAUAUAUA
Molecule: messenger RNA, 2110 nt
Organism: Acipenser ruthenus (sterlet)
Lineage: Eukaryota; Metazoa; Chordata; Actinopteri; Acipenseriformes; Acipenseridae
Product: long-chain fatty acid transport protein 6-like
Exons: 10
Coding region: 212-2074 (620 amino acids)
Molecular function (GO): long-chain fatty acid-CoA ligase activity; long-chain fatty acid transmembrane transporter activity
Source: RefSeq, a predicted model, not a curated record